AUACUGAUGAUGAUAUUGAAGAGCAUUGGUCAUAUGUAAUUAAGAAUUGGAUUGAUAUGUUAGAUAUUGAGAAUCAUUUAGAGAGUGGGGAAAUUGUAAAUGAGAAAGUAAUUGAAUUUGAAUUUGAAUUUG
This is a messenger RNA of Racocetra persica, 132 nucleotides long. Lineage: Eukaryota; Fungi; Glomeromycota; Glomeromycetes; Diversisporales; Gigasporaceae. The record is from the annotation of a GenBank genome assembly.